This is a messenger RNA of Lolium rigidum, 1176 nucleotides long. RefSeq names its product glycosyltransferase BC10-like. NCBI's taxonomy places the organism in Eukaryota, Viridiplantae, Streptophyta, Magnoliopsida, Poales, Poaceae. The coding region runs from base 7 to 1143 and encodes 378 amino acids. Gene Ontology annotation, molecular function: glycosyltransferase activity. The transcript has 10 exons. The record is from RefSeq and is a predicted model, not a curated record. Gene Ontology annotation, cellular component: membrane.
AAGGACAUGACUGUCAUGCCGCCUGUGCGCCUGCGGGCUGCGGCCAAGAAGCCCAUGUGGAUCAUCCUUCUCCUCUGCCUGGUCUCUGUUGUAUUGAUCGGGGCGUAUAUCUACCCGACGCACCACUACUCUCAGAGCUACCGCUUCUCUUCUAGUGUGUGCACACCUUCCAAGGACUGGCACCCUUCUUACGGCCGUGGGGGGAAAACUGAUGAGGAGAUCAUGUCCGCCGCUGUUAUCAGGGAUAUCCUUGCAAUGCCCACGUGCGUGUCGAAGAAUCCAAAGAUCGCGCUCAUGUUCUUGACGCCCGAUUCAUUGCCCUUGGAGAAAUUGUGGGAGAAGUUUUUGCAGGGUCACGAGGGGCGAUACUCCAUCUAUGUGCACGCGUCGGGUCAGAAGCCUGUGCAUUCCAGUUCUCUCUUUGUUGGCCGAGAUAUUCAUAGUGAUGCGGUUGAAUGGGGAACGAUUUCAAUGAUAGAUGCAGAGAAGAGGCUAUUAGCAAAUGCACUGGAAGACCCUGAUAAUCAAUUUUUUGUCCUUCUUUCUGAUAGCUGUGUUCCGCUGUAUUCAUUUGACUAUGUAUUUAAUUACCUGAUGGGAACAAGCAUUAGUUUUGUUGAUUGCUUCCAGGAUCCUGGUCCUCAUGGAAAUGGAAGGUAUUUUCUUGAGAUGCUUCCUGAAAUAGAGGAGAGGGACUUCAGAAAGGGUGCUCAGUGGUUUGCAAUCACGAGGAAACAUGCUUUAAUGAUUCUGGCCGACAAUCUUUACUACAAGAAGUUCAAGCUAUAUUGCAAGCCAGCCGAUGGGCGCAACUGUAUUGCUGACGAGCAUUAUUUGCCAACCUUAUUCAAUAUGGUAGAUCCAGGUGGAAUAGCUAAUUGGUCAGUUACACAUGUGGAUUGGUCUGAGGCGAAAUGGCAUCCAAAGUCAUAUGCAGCUUCUGAUGUCAGCUAUGAUCUCUUAAAGAAUAUAACAUCUGUUGAUGAGAGCUUCCAUGUAACAAGUGAUGACAAGAAACUUAUGACACAGCAGCCUUGUUUGUGGAACGGAUCAAAGAGUCCAUGCUACCUUUUUGCUAGAAAAUUUGACCCUGAAACUCUCGACAGCUUACUGAAGAUAUUCAGCAAUUAUAAGUCUGUUUGACUUCAACCUGAUUCUUUGCCCUCAACACAUGGU